Messenger RNA from Miscanthus lutarioriparius, 747 nucleotides. The record is from the annotation of a GenBank genome assembly. Lineage: Eukaryota; Viridiplantae; Streptophyta; Magnoliopsida; Poales; Poaceae.
AUGUCGCAUCUGACUCUGAGCAUGCGUGGUGUCAGGUUUUCAAGAAUGUCUCAGCCAACUGUGAUGACAUGCAUUGGACAGGAAGAGCAUAAAUUGAUUGUGUAUGAUGAGACAAUUGCAAUGGGAGACUCUUAUCGAGCUGCAGGGAAAUGCAAAGAAAAUAUUCAGUACUGUAUUGCUGAGCCAUUUGGUGAUGUAGAUGAAGCAGUGCGUAUCUACAAUUUGUUGAUUACCUUGAAGCAUCCAAAUCUACUCUCCCCAAUUGGUCUUUGGGCAUGUCGUGGGGGUGAUUUCAGAAAAGGGGAAGUUAAAGCGUUCAUAGCAUUUGUGCCCUUUGACGGUGCUCUGGUUGAUCUUUCAAGGGAAGAAAUAUUUUUAGUUGAGGGCAACAGCUCUAAAGCCAAAUCUUAUGGUUUCUUGCCUCAAGGUUCUAGACUGUUUUGUGACAUUCUUAAUGUUGUCGACUGCAUAAAUGGGCAGUAUGAAAAUGCCAAUGCUGCAACUUCUUUUCCUUUACGUCCACUUAAAGUUAAUCCUGGAAGAAUUGUAUACAAAAGAGUGGCUGAAGGCGAGUAUCAUGUGUUUCUAUGGGCAGAUUUCUUAAAGGAGUUCCCAAGCCACAAGAGGAAGAAAACCAAAAGGGGACGCAAAGAUCCAACAGCAGAUGAUGUUCGAUCAAUGGAUUGGUUGGAACAUAUCUCCAAAACUUUUGGAGUAGGUUUGAGCUUACACCAAAUCAAGAAUUAA